AGAAGGAUGGAAGUGAUCAGCUGCGUGUGCAAGAGAACAGUACCGGAGGAAAUGUUCUUUUCACUGUAAAUCCAAGAAAUCCCUCCUGCAUUGUUUCUGGGAAGAAGACUGGUAACUGCCAACGACAGCGAAGGCAGAGAGCUUGAGCUGCCUCUGUGGGAAAUGCUGGCAAGAAGCUGAGAGGUCUCACAAGGUUCUUUGGGAUAGACAUUUUGGACCUGUGGAUCUUCCUAACACUUGGUCAGGAGACACGAGAGCACCAUGUCUGCGGCGACACCUCCCCGUAUUUCAUCUCUGUGGGACUGACAAGUUCCUCAUGCUCCCCGGUGUUCCUGUGUAUUUGAACUGAUUUCUUGUAACCUGUUCCUCUGAUCUUUCCUGAUUUCUGUGCUGGGGGAGGGACUCACAAUUUAGGAUAUAUAUUCUUUUUUUUCUUAGCCAGUUUGUUGGUUUAAAAUAUGCCUUUGAGCUCCCAGCGGGCCUUUGAGCACGUGGCACCAAGCAAGAGAAGCAGUGAUGGCGAGACCCGGAGCAGUGUCCUGGUGAGCAACGCUGGCGGUGACUGAGCCCCUCUUUCCUGUGUCUCCUGCCUCCCUGUCGCUGGGACACACGCUCGGAACCCCGACAAGCUUUGCCGACGGCUGGAGCCCGCCGCAGGGUGAGGACGCGUUCCCGAGCGGUAUGUGUGGCCGGAGCCCGCUGCUGCAGCUGGUAGCAUGAGUGCUGGCCCCCCGCUGCAGCUGGCUGUCCUCUGGCCCUGGCUGCUCAUGGCGACCCUGCACGCAGGGCUUGGCCGUACAGGGCUGGCGCUAGCGGCGGCGGUCGAGUCAGAGAGGUCGGCAGCGCAGAAAGCCAUCAUUAGAGUGAUCCCCCUGAAGGUGGAGCCCAUUGUGCUGGAAGGGGAGUUUGCAAACGUUGCUGAGGUGACUCCAGCCGAAGGAAAACUGCUGCAGUCCCACCCGCUGUCCCUGUGCAACACCAGCGAGGAUGAGCACACCGAAUCGGGAUUCAUCACCAUUGUCAAGCUUGAACAGCCGGAUCGGGAUCCCAACCCCUGCCUGUCGCUGGCAAACAAGGCAAAGCUGGCGGGGGAGCGUGGAGCUCGUGCGAUCCUUUUUGACAUUACCGAUGAUGAAAGUGCUGCUGAUCAGCUGAGAAAGCCCAGAGGUCUGAGUCAGCCUGUGGUUCUGAUCAGAGGUCACGAUGCUGAGCUUCUCAUGGGGGUCGUGAACAAGAACAGAGAGGCCCAUGUGAAGAUAGAGGUCAAGGAGCCACCAUCUUGGCCAGACUACGACGUGUGGAUCCUCCUCACGGUGGUCAGCACCGUGGUCGUUAUCAUCUUAAUUUUUGUGGUGCGCACAAAGUGCCAACUGAACAGGACUCAGGACUCCCUGCAGCAGCAGACCAUGCAGGCCAUCGGGCAGCUGGCCACGCGUAAGUUCCAGGCGAGGUGCCGGCCAGCAGCACGGUGGGACUCGGCCAGUACCUGCAGCUCAGCCCCGGUCUGUGCCAUCUGCCUGGAGGAGUUCAGCGAGGGCCAGGACCUGCGGAUCAUCUCGUGCUCCCACGAGUUUCACCGGGAGUGCGUUGACCCCUGGCUGCAGCAGCACCACACAUGUCCACUUUGCAUGUUCAAUAUCCUUGCCAGAGACUCGGUGGACCAGGCCACGGCUGCUGGCUCCAGGAUGGCCCCACAGGACAUGGAACCCGGACGGCGACUCCACCUCUUCCGACAGCACCCAGGACAUGCCCUUUACCACCUCCCACAUGCUUAUCCUCAGAGGAACCUCAGGAACUUUCCCCCGGAGCAAGCCCAUGGCAACCCCUUCUUUCACUCUCUGGAGCUCUCCCAGUUGGAUUUUGGCACUAUCCACUACAUGCCUUACAGGCCAGCCACCUCCCUGCUUGCCUGUGGCCACUCUUCUCCUCUGGCCCCGGGCUUGCUGGGCCAGCAGCAUCCCAACCCCUCGGCAUGCGGGCAGACGCUGCCAUCCCACAGGACUUGUUCUCUCCAGCCCCAGCCCCAGCCCCCCUGCCUGGGGCUCAAGGCAGCCCUGGUGCAGAAGCAGCACCGGGCGCCUGCCCUUCGCCGGGGGGUUGGCCACGGGCACCAGCACAACAGCAGUGGCUCUGGAGAAAGCUAUCUCACGGAGCACAGCGGGUACCUGGCAGAUGGGCCAGGCAGUGACUCCAGCUCGGGGCCUUGCCACGGUUCCUCCAGUGACUCCAUGUUGAACUGCACAGAUGUCAGUCUGCAGGGCAUCCAUGGCAGCUGCUCCACUUUCCGCAGCUCCCUCAGCAGCGAUUACGACCCCUUUGUGUACUGCAGCUCAGAGGGCCCUGCCACAGACAAUGGCCAGGAGCAGCCGCUGCCACCAAGGGACAUGCGGCCCAGGUCCUUGGACUUGAUGGUGCCUGGGGGUGCUGGUCCGGCGAAGCCCCAGGUGCUCAGCCACGUCCACUACCACCACCACCAGCACCACCACUACAGAAGAAAUGCGGAGUGUACCCCAGGGUGGGCAGGGCAAGGGCCUGGGCAGCGCAAAUCCCGGUACACAGGGGCCAAGGUUGGCUUCCACAGUGCUCGGACACAAAAGAGAACUGAGAAAAGCUAUCACUGUCAGCAGCCUCCAGACAGCAGCACUGUGCUGCAGGAAGCAGCUCUGGCGGGACAGCCAGCCUGUUCCCAGCAAGGCCGGGAGUCCCCUCAUAUCUCUUCCGCUUCUCCAAGCAGCUUGGACUUCAGUAAAGAUGCCAAAAGACAAUUGGAAGCAUCUGGGACAUCCCCUGUCCCACUGCCCCCAAAACACAGCUCACAGAGCCGUCACCACCGAAGGAAAAGAAAAUGUCCCCUGGAGCCCAGCCCCGCUCUUCUGCCCGAGGACUCAGCCUUGCCCAAAGCUUGCGAUGCUCGUGUUCCUCAUAGACAUCCUGCUGGCUACUGCUGCUCACCCGAAGCCCAGCCCCUGAUCCCCACAAGCGCUCCCCUGUCCUGCAGCUCAGGCUCUCGGCCGCUCUGGAAGUGUUUAGUGCCGCAGUCUGGCUCAGAGCUGAAAAAGCAGGAGGAGGGGUUGUCAGGAUGGGAGGGAAACCACACGGUUCCUGCUGAUUUCUCAGGGACAGGCACCCCCAGACACAGUCUGAGUCUUCAACUUCACUGCCCGUCUCAGCAGGGUAGUCAGGGAUCUGAAGAGGAGGUCCAGGAUGUCCGUGAACACUCAGUUUAAUAAAACACUGGCCUGCUUCCUUACUGGAGAGCUGGAGUGGACAAAGAUGUUCAGUGUACCAGCCGUCGAGGAGCUCACAUCUGGCUCUGCGCAGUCCUGACCUGCACAGCCCAUGCCAGGGUGCAGACUCUGAAUAAGCACUUGUGGUCUCUUCACAUGUUCCCCAUUUGCGAUGGUCACACAAACACGGUGCUGUGUUCUCCAGGUCCCCUUCUCCUUUGAAGGCAGAGGCAGACCAUCUUCAUCCUGUAGCAUCCAUCUGUGUGGGCCAGCUGGCUCAGAGGUCAGAGUUGGGAGUCACCAGCUGGAGAGCUCGCGCAGUGAGUGCAAGCUACUAUUUCGGCAUGUUCAUGCCAUGGAAGGUUUUGCUAAGCACUUCAAAAAUAAACAAACCUUCAAGACCAAAAGCUGCAGAAAUGACUUUCUGUGGCCUGGUAGCUCCUGACUUAAUUUCCUCGCUUGUCAAAAGCCAGACUUCUUAAUUUAGCUUUUCCACUCUUAUUUCAGACACAGGAACAAGCUAUUCUCCAUCUUAUCACCCACAGGUCUUCCCUGCAAGGUGCUGCUUCUGGCUUUUUUGGAAACCAACAGCUCUCACCACUUUUGAUCACUUCAUUGUCCCUCAGCUGACGCCAUCUCAGCCAUUUGCUGGGUUUUGCCAGCAGCAGGCGAGGUGAAGACACAGGGACAAGAUCAGUAUUUCUGGGAAGGAGCUGGGUUAGACUCUUCCUGUUGCAGUGGGAAGAGCAAUCUCAUCUGGCAGUGUGUACAAGUCUCUCUCUCACUCUCCUCCACCUGCUCUCAAGAUAGGUGUGAUGGCUGGCUCUGUUAAGAGCAACUCAUUUGUUGAGCAUAUUUCAAACCUGAGAUGCUCCCAUCUCAGGAAUCAUGGAAAAUCUUUGCCUUGAUGUGGCUCUUGCUUCUGUCCUUCCUCUCUCAUUGCCUCAAGACAGAGCAAAAUUCCCAGCAAAAGUAUCCAUAAUAAGUGCUGAGCAUCACCCAGCCUUAAUUGUAUUUCUAAGACACCUGAAAUGAUCCUGCAAAGGAAUUUUUCAAAAUACUCUUCUGGCUUUCCUAAUAUUUUUUGAAUGGAGAGAGAAAACUUGAUCAAUCACUAAGUUCUUGGUUUAUUACUAGGGUUUUUUUCUCUCCCAGUUGCGGAGGUUUUUUUUUUAAUGUCACUAGUUCUCAUUUCCUACAUCUCAUAAUUUGGGGGCAUUCAAGUAAAAUAAAGCCUGCCCAAAUGAAAAACUUACAGAACCCAAUCAGUUUUCAUUCAGCAGGGAAUUCAAGUAUUGAUUUUAUUGCCUUCAAUGACCAUUCAGGCCAAAGAAUUGGGCAGAUUCCCACAUGAAGUGCCCAUUUCUGUGGCACCCAGCGUUCCCAGAGUUAAUACUCUGGGCACUGGUGAGGAUGCAACACUGGAGCUGAAGGUAACUCCUGACAGUUUGAAACCCGAUGUAGGGACAGACUGCUGAGUACUCAGUAACCUUUCUGUGUCUUUCUUUAAAGCAGCAGCUGCUUCUCCAGUACAAGAAAGAGUAUGGGUUAUGUAGUUCCAGUUCAGGAUGAUCCUACCUCUGCCUUCCUUCAUUGGUGAGAAAGGCUUUUUAUGGGGUUUGCUGCCCUUCUUUGAAAAAGGCAUCUUUGUCCCAGCUGCUAAUCAGUCACUGACAUUCAAAUGAUCUGAAGUCAGGCAAUAGCACUGUUUAAAACAAAACAUUAUUCCCUUGUUAAUGUUCAUUUCUUCUGUGACCAAACCACUGCAGGACCUUUCAGUCUAGGGAAGAGUUGAAUUUCUUUCAUCAAAGAAACCAGGAGAACUAUAUUUUAAUCUUUUGAGGCUCUUCUUGCUUGUCCUACAAAGCAGGCAGAAGACAGAAGCUCAGAUUUCUUUCUCCCUUGCAGGGAUGUCUGUCUUAAGCUAGAGGAAAAAACCAAAAAACAAACAACAAAACAGGAGCAUAUGUAGAUUCUCCCUGUUCAGCUUCCUGUGCAUGUUGUCCAUGUCAACCAGCUCCCUACAUCCUUGACCAUCCUGGAGGACUCAGAUGACUUCACAGGAAGGAGGGUUGCGAAGUCCAGGUGCUCCCACUGGUUUCUUUAACAGAAGGCUGCGAACCUCCAGAGGUGCAUUUCACUGCCUCAAAGAAUGGGCAUCUAGUCUGCAGUCUAAAAGUCCUCCUCUUUCCCUCCUUAUCCUUAAGAAAACAGAGGGCUUGGAACCUGCAGGAGACCUCAAGCUUCUUGGAGAAAGUGGUCAGCACUAAUGCACUCUUUCCACUCCCUACUGCAGUAUUACAGGGCUGUGCAGGGCAAUGCCUGCUUUUCCUUUCCUGUUUUCCUUUCCUGACAUUAUGCUGCUGCUCCUUUUCAUACAGAAAGCCAUUCUAGAUUCUGAGCCGAAUGAGAGCAUGCAGGUCUGCCUCUGUGGGUUCUUGGAUGGGAGGAGAGGGAGGAACUCUCCAGGAAGGUGGUUUUUAAGGUCCUCUUCAGUAGAUGGACUUCCAUCCUUGGCUGCCUGGAAGGGAAGAAGCAGUAUCUGAGAAAAGGCUCCUUUCAGUUCCUGCCCCUGUCACUUCAGGGUGAUGCAUUCAAGUGCUCAGGACCCUUGGGCUCUGUCAUGGAAUUUCUUCAGCCUCACUGCAAUGAAGCAGAGCUCGUUUUUCUUCAUUGCCUCCAAAGUCCCACCUGAAAACCGAUGGAAGCCAGAGCAUCCCAAACUCCCUCUAUCUUAACCCGAAGUGCAGCCAUUCCCCAGGGACUGCCACCCUCCCAGGGCCUCCUGCCCCACCGGGGUGGGUGCUGUGGCCCGGGCUGGCUGGACCUCCCCCCUUCCCACACAGAGCCUUUGCUCCGUUCUGUGAUGUUCAGAUCCUUUGGAAAUGUGAAUAUAGGUUUGAUUUUUGUCACUGGUUGUCAUUUCCUGAGCCUGGCCUGGCUCUGGGGCUUGGGAAUAAAUUAUGACACCACCCCUCC
Pezoporus flaviventris is the source of this 6206-nucleotide messenger RNA. It is a transcript of the gene RNF43, whose product is annotated as ring finger protein 43. The transcript is spliced from 9 exons. The record is from RefSeq and is a predicted model, not a curated record. Gene Ontology annotation, biological process: Wnt receptor catabolic process; ubiquitin-dependent protein catabolic process. Gene Ontology annotation, molecular function: ubiquitin protein ligase activity; frizzled binding. NCBI's taxonomy places the organism in Eukaryota, Metazoa, Chordata, Aves, Psittaciformes, Psittacidae. The coding region runs from base 717 to 3227 and encodes 836 amino acids.